Molecule: messenger RNA, 9797 nt
Organism: Coturnix japonica (Japanese quail)
Lineage: Eukaryota; Metazoa; Chordata; Aves; Galliformes; Phasianidae
Source: RefSeq, a predicted model, not a curated record
CGCGCUGCACUGUGGGACACAAACAAAGUGCCCGGCCGGGCGGCGCGGGCAGCUCGUCGCUCGGAGCCGUCCCGCUGAGCCGCCCCUCCCCUCCCUUCUCCUCCUCCCUUCAUCCCUUCCCCUCCUUCCCCUUAUUGAGCCGCCGACCCCCUCACCCUGGGGGCUGCUCAUCGCCCCGCCAGCUCCGCGCCUGAGGGGGAGGCGGCGGCUGCUGCUGUGGUGUUGGUGGUGGUGGCGGUGGCAGCGGCCUCUGCUCCUCCUCCGCCUCCCAACGCCAUGGCCCGGCCAGCACCGAGAUAGGGGGCUCGGCCCGGCGUUAGAGCGCAGGAGCAGCAAAUCAGCACAUUGCACUGGUUGUAUUCCUGAAGCUCUUCGCCCCUCGUGCUCGGCUGUGCUGCAGUUCCUGUGCUUUCACCUGGUACAUCUGUCAGAGUUCAGCUUCACGUCAGGGAUCUGCAAGCUUCAGUGAUGUUGUAAGGUACAGUGCGGCUUAAGAAAGCACCAUCUAUCUUCCUUAUGUAUCUGUAAGUGUUUUAUGGAGUGUCUUUUAAGUCUUGCGUAAAAAAGAACUUAGUGUCAGCAGAUCAACACGUUGUGCGUGGCCUGCACUGCAGCACUGCCCUGACUAUCGUAAUCCCUUUUAAUUAGCUCCUGAGGUUAAGAACUGUCUUGCUGAUCAGUGCACUUAAUGGAUGCCCUGUUGGCUCUGCCUAGUGCGUGUUCCUGUCUGAAAUGUUGUCUGGUCGAGGUAAGUGUUCUGUGAAGACCUGCACCCUUACAAGCAAGGAAAGGAGCAGAUGUGCAGAGCAAAGACACUGAAAAACCUCCUCAGAGCCUUCUGUGGGUUAAAAUAAUCCUGACAAAAGAUAAUAACAGUCUGGUUAUUUGGGGGGCUUUCUAUUAGCUGUUCAAUUUAGUUAAAUACUAUGGAGAACUUUCUCCAAAGUCUUCGUUAACUAAUUAUCUUCUAGAUUGUAGCUCAUCUGUUCUAGGUUCCAUGCGUGGGAAAUCCAUUACCAAGUGGGUAUGACACACUUUGCCUCAGUAAACACAGGUGUUGUCUCACUUGUUUCUCAUUCUUCGUUCCUUCAGGUUAUUUUCAUUCAGCCAGAUUUCUGCAGCUUUAUCCAAACACCUAAUCACGUAACACUGCUGAUCCUUGAGAGACGGAAACAUCUUUGUGUGUUUAAAUAACCAGAUCUUCAGCACUAAAUAUUUGAGGGAUUACGUUAACACUGUGUUAGUGUUGCCAAGAUUUCUGGCAGGUGCGUGCCACACAAUGAGACAAUCUUGGAGCAGUUGUGCCUCUUCUCCCACUACACUGACACCUUUUCUUGCGAAUUAAAGUAUCGGUUUAUAUGUUUGUAAUCACAGCAAUGUCUAAUGGAAGCAUUUUUAGGUUGACUUGUACUGAAAGGAGUGGUAACAUUUAACACACCUACAACAUGAGCUUUCAUCUUCAAUUUUUAUCUAGGACAGGACUUGUAGCGAUGCUUUAAUCUGGCUGUAGUCAUCUAGCACACCCGGUACAGAGCUCUCAAUUGCCUGUCAAUAGUCCCAAGCUUUUUUGGUAACAAACUACUGUCAGCUUUCAGCUUCUCCCAUCAGUCAGAGGGGUCUGGUCUUGACCGUGGCCAUUUACAGUGCUGUGCAGAUUAAUUUCCAUUGCCCAAAGCCAAUGGGACUGAAACCAUUUAGCAGGUUGUUUCACACAGUACGACCUGAAUUCCAAUGCUGUGACACCUUCCGCAGUUAAUAAUUUCCCGUUUAUCUGUGAAUUGGUUGUGUGAUGUGAAGCUGUCUCAUGACAGGCAUAAGUUGGUCAGCUGCAAAGACAUCAGCAGCGUGGUUCCUGCAGCAGAAGGAAGAGGUUUACAGUGAGACUGAAUUCCCUUGCCAGCUUGAGAUGGGUCAGAAGAAAGCUGUGUAGGUCACAUAUAUGAAAUGGUAAGGGACAAAAGUGAAUCCAGAAGUGUCGCUUCCAUGUGGAACUCAUUAGCUGCACAAGUGUCUGUUGCAAGUAUGUGUCUGCUGGUAAGUUUAAUGAUUUUGGCCUUGGCAUCUGUAGCCUGUUGUCUUCAGGCAGAUGACUUCUUGAUUCUGCUAGAUGCAGGGCUUGGAGGAGCUCCUUUCUGCCUUCCAGAACAUGCUUGGGGCUUUCAAACAGACACUGUGCCAAGGGUUCACUGGAAGAUAUGUCCUCCAAAUUGAUCUGCUCUGAGUCAAGCCAGCCAUGUGAAGUGGAAAUGUUUCUCUCGCUGCGUGCCAGGAGAGCAGUGGCACUUAAGGGAUGGGCUGCUGGAGCUUUGAAAGAGUGCUCUGCUCAGCCACAUCUUUGGAACCCACUACCAGACGAUGAAUAAGGAUGACAAACAAUUUUGGGCUACCCGUGAUCUCUCAUAUGUGGAAAGAACGCUGGCAGAAAGGUGAAAAAAUGGGUGUUAAAACAUUCACUCAUAAUUCCCCUGCUCACAGUCAGGAGAUGCUUGGAAAGCUAAACAUGCUCCGCAAUGAUGGGCAUUUCUGUGACAUCACCAUUCGCGUCCAGGACAAAAUCUUUAGGGCUCACAAGGUGGUGUUGGCAGCCUGCAGUGACUUCUUCCGUUCCAAACUGGUUGGUCAAGCAGAAGAUGAGAGCAAGAGUGUGCUGGACCUGCACCACGUGACAGUGACUGGUUUUAUUCCUCUUCUGGAGUACGCUUACACAGCGACGUUAUCCAUUAAUACAGAAAACAUCAUUGAUGUGCUGGCAGCAGCCAGCUAUAUGCAAAUGUUCAGUGUUGCUAGCACGUGCUCGGAGUUCAUGAAGUCGAGCAUCUUAUGGAAUACACCCAACAGCCAGCAAGAGAAAGUGCUGGAUGCAGGGCAGGAGAAUAAUGCAUUCUGCAAUUUCACUUCCCGAGAUGGCAGCCUUUCUCCCGUUUCUUCUGAAUGCAGCGUAGUGGAAAGAGCCAUUCCUGUUUGCCGAGAGUCACGAAGGAAGCGCAAAAGCUACAUAGUUAUGUCUCCUGAGAGCCCUGUCAAGUGUAACACACAAACAAGUUCCCCCCAAGUGCUGAAUCCUUCAACUUCUUACCCAGAGUCCAGAAAUCAGCCCGUAGACUCCUCCUUAGCUUUUCCGUGGACUUUUCCUUUUGGGAUUGAUCGAAGGCUUCAGUCUGAGAAAGUGAAGCAGGUGGAGAACUCAAGGACUUUGGACAUGCCCGGCCCCUCGGAGUCAAACAGGAGAAUUGCAGAUUAUGUGACGUGUGAGAGCACAAAAGCCAACUCGCCCCUUGUGAUCGAAGAAGACGUGCGUGUCAAAGUGGAGAGGUUAAGCGAUGAGGAGGUGCACGAGGAAGUAUCGCAGCCCGUCAGUGCAUCCCAGAGCUCUCUGAGUGACCAGCAGACAGUCCCAGGAAGCGAGCAAGUUCAGGAGGAUCUCCUGAUCAGCCCACAAUCGUCCUCUAUAGGCUCGAUGGAUGAGGGGGUUACGGAGGGAUUGCCCACACUCCAGAGUACCUCUGGGGCUAACGCUCAUGCGGAUGACGAUGAUCGUUUGGAGAACGUUCAGUAUCCCUACCAACUCUACAUUGCUCCUUCUACCAGCAGCACAGAGAGACCCAGCCCAAAUGGUCCCGAUAGACCUUUUCAGUGUCCCACCUGCGGGGUCCGGUUCACUCGCAUUCAGAACUUAAAACAACACAUGCUUAUCCACUCAGGCAUUAAACCAUUUCAGUGUGACCGCUGUGGGAAAAAGUUCACCCGAGCUUACUCGCUAAAGAUGCAUCGCCUGAAGCACGAAGGUAAACGCUGUUUCCGGUGCCAGAUAUGUAGUGCCACUUUCACUUCCUUCGGGGAAUAUAAACACCACAUGCGGGUUUCCCGGCACAUUAUCCGCAAGCCUCGGAUUUACGAGUGCAAAACAUGCGGCGCCAUGUUCACCAACUCUGGAAAUUUAAUCGUUCACCUGCGGAGCUUGAACCAUGAAGCAUCAGAGCUAGCAAACUACUUCCAGAGCAGUGACUUCCUAGUACCGGACUACUUAAACCAGGAACAAGAAGAGACCCUCGGGCAGUAUGAGCUAGGGGAGCAUGGCUUUGAAAGCAACUCUUCUGUCCAAAUGCCUGUCAUUUCACAGGUCUCGUCAACUCAGAAUUGUGAAAGCACUUUCCCCUUGGGGUCUCUGGGUGGGUUGGCAGAGAAGGAAGAAGAUGUGCCAGAGCAGCCAAAGACUAACGCCACUGCUGAGGCAACCGCAGGUGACCCUCCAAAGCCGGAGCUGUCAUCUAUUACUAUUGAAUAAUUCAUGGUUUGGUUUCAUUUUUGUUCUUUGGAAAGUGCCUGUGUUUGGUCCUGUACAUUUUAAUUUAAUUUUUUUAAACAAAAGUGGGGAGAUUUUCCCUUUUUACUUUGUAAGCUACGCUUUAAACAGGAAACUGCAACAGAUGUUACAUUAUUUUUCAUGACUGAAUGAUCACUUCUGUGAAAAUAUUUAAGACUGAAUGCACAAAAAGAUCUUGUCAAAACAUCAUGGAAGCUGUGAUACACUUCUAAAGAAGAACAACUGAUUCAGAUCACUUUAACUAUUUCUUCUUCCACAGUUAGAACAGCUCAUUACGUUUUUCUUGCUUCUGCAGAACCUCUGGUUAAGGGAAAGAAAUCAGAGGAAACCUUUUUAAAAUGACAAACAACAGGAUGCGUUGGAAAUCAUUAUUGAACAGCUUUGACUGGUUUUGAGUGGAUGCUUUAAUCUUCUGCAUUGAAAAAAAAAAAAAGACAUUUCCUAUCUCUGUGCCUGCUGUUUCUCAAAGCGCUUACUGUAACCCUUUUGUUGGAAACGGUAAGCAUUUCUGAAACUAACAGUCACACACUUUGCAAAAACACAUUGUCCCUUUUCAUCUCAGAUAAAUUGGUUUUGACAAACCAAGUGAUGUCAUGCCAGGUAUUCCUUCUUCUUAUAUUUCAGUCCUUUUAGAAACAUCUCGAUCAAAUAGCCUGUCUGGAUUUGCCAGUCUAAGGUUAGGCGUGGAAAUACUCCGGUCAGGAUAAUUCUGGUGGUGCAUAAUGAAGUGAGGAGGUUAGAGAAGGGUAUAACCGUGCACUCCUGACAGAUAUCUCACGACUGUAUCUUUCUGCAGAAGGGAAACCAUGUGUGAAAAUGAAGGUUUUCCCAAGCUGAAAUUCUGAAAUCUUGACCAGGUUGCUCACAGUUCUGGUCACUUCUUCCUAUCGUAUAUACUGUAUUUUACUAGUCUCCAAAACCUAACUAAAGGGAAUUUACAGACGGGGAAAAUAAAUGGGCUCUCUUCUGCAUUAUUGCACAUUUUGUGUUUAUACAUAUGCAUGUAUGGUUGCUGAGAUUUUUAUUAGGCUGUUUUGGACAAAACAAGCGAUUUAUUCCCUUCAGAGGCCAACUUUCUAACCCAACAAGGGGUUGUUUACAAAAAGCCUAUAUAGCAGUGAUGAAUCGUUCCUAUUUCAAAACAUUCUAAAUCCUUGCCAAUUCAGUUUAUUAAAGGCCAUUACUCCAGCUAUAUACACGGCUCAAGUAAGCAAUAAAUUGUGAAAGAUUUGCAAUUUCAUUUUUUCCAUAUUUAGAAAAAGCUGCAAAUUUAGGGUACGGGAUUUUCAGAGCAGCGGUUCUUGUUUUGUUGAGGCUGUUUGGGUUACGGUACUGCUUUGAAAGCUAAAUUAGGAAAUACAUUAGGAGGUUUUUGAUUUAUUUUUGCUUCUGAAGUUAACUCGGUGUUUGAUGCCAAAUGCCUAUCGCCUACAGAUGACAUGCUGAGAGAGUAGGUAUUACUUGAUCUUAGUAUUCCAAAGGCAUGAUACACUCCCUUAGUUUUGAAUCUUGAUUUUAAAUUAUUGUUUUCUGUCUGGAUUUGCUUUAUGCAAACAUGAGGAGGAAAUGAAGCUGAUAGGAAAAGGUGCUCCUGAAGAAACAGAAGGCACAAAAGUCAUAUUAUGUUGCACUGUCAGUUUGUAUUCAGUUCAUUUUGGCAGCUGAUGCUUUGUAGGUCUGGGUUGUUUCUGAUAACCUGCUUUUGUAAGGAAAAACAGCUUAUUGCCCUUUGGAAAGGGACCAAAGGGUUUCAUUGUCUUCAGCAGUUUUUCUCCGCUCUGUUUUAAGUACAAAAUACACCUUUUAGUUAAAUAAAGUGAAAACAGUUGGAUUUUAAAUCCUUUCCACGUUACUGGAGUGAAGUUUCCCUACCAGAUCCAUAGAGUGUUUUAUAAAUAUGCUGCAAAGGAGUUCUCAGCUACAGUUCAGUCUUGUUGUCUACCUUUGUUAAGUCUUCUUUAAAAGGGCUUGAAGGAGAAAUAGUCUUUUGUGAUGCUGUGCUACAAAUCGGUCCGGUAUCUUUUUGAUGGGCUGAAUUUAAAGACCAAUUCUCUUCCACUUCUGAUUUCUAUAACUGAAAAGCCAGUGAGACAAGAAAAUGCCUUUUGAUGAGCUUUAUCUUGACGUAUAGGGCUAUGACACUGAACUCAAAGGGUUUUUCUUUUUUGUAAUAAGUGUUACUCAUCUUUCCAGGUCUGUGAGAUUCCUUUGUGAUUCAUGCAGUAAAUAGUACUCACACAGUUCCAGGCUGUACAGGUGUAAUAUUCAGCGGUCAGGUGGAGAUGGACAUAAACUUCUAUUAGAAUCUGGUAAUUUUCACCCACUGGAUCUUUUGUUAAUAUGCCUAUUGGUGAGGAGAUGUGCAAACACAGAAUAGACAUCUCUGGAUAUUGGAUUUGUAGAAGUCUUAACUUCUUGUGUCAGAAGGCAAACUGCUUUCUGAAGACCAAAGAGAAAUGAAAAAGAAAGUUUAAAAAGAACCCCACUACCUUUGUAGUUCUAAUUUGUUCUUCCUUGAGAAGAAAUGAGUUAACACUUUGGUACGAGGCAAGCCAUGGGUUUCAUUUUUCAUUGCACAGUGUUAGAUGUUAUCUUUUCACCCAUGUCAUCUCUGUGUAACAUCUGUUUUGUUCUUCUCACUUGAAUCUGAUUCCACUGCAGGGGCAGUAGAGUUCUUAGAGGGUUUGUUUGUUUUAGGAUUGGGCAUUUUUUGUUAGUUUUCCUGUUUGUAAGUGCUUCUUGUUAGUGUCUCUUCUCUCCAUAGAACUUGAAUUAGAUAUAGAUAUCCUUUUUAUUUUUCCUCCUUUACUUGAUUGAAAUGUUCAGCUCUGUUUGGAAUACUUGUGUUCUUUAUGGGACAGAUGUAAAAAUGUAGAACAUCUUAAAACAAGUUCUGUUGCUAAAACUUGGAUUCCAGAUUAAGCAAGAUAGGUAUCUGAACUAGAAGAAACUUGUCUUACCUUACACCUGGGAUUAAUCAGAAAGCUGCUUUCCGAUUCCAUACAUUAUCUGAGUGUUUUGGACCCUGGGCUGCAUUUUCAUCCUUUUCCACCCAUGCCCUCAAGUUCCUUGGUUUGCAUUUAUCUCUCUACUUGACCAGCAUCACAGAACAGUUGAGACUGAAAGGUACCCCUGGAAAUCACAUGGUCCAAGACAUGGACUCAAGGCAGGGUAAGUGAGAUUUUGAAUAUCUCCAAAGACAGAAACCCUAUGACUUCUGUGGGCAAUCUUUUCGUUUGGUGGAAAAUCCUUUCCUCACCCAUUUAUUUGCAAGCUGAGUGCCUUCACUACUGCAGAACCAGCAGGAUUCUGCUGUGUGCUCGGGUCCCAAACUCUUGGGGUCUCUAUGGGGUCUUUCUCCUUUGCAUAUUGAGUAGAGCAGGAUGUCUAAUGAGACAAACAGGAAAGCAGCAGUAUUAUUUUUUUUCUCUGCCUCAAUGUGGUGUUUUGGUAAAGGGGAUAAAAUUCAGCAGCUCUCUAUUUCCCUGCAAAGAGUGGAAGAAAAAUGAGCACUGUUUUAGCUGCGUGGGGGAUUUGGCCAAGUUGUAAGGGUUUGUUUUGUUUUAUGAUGCAGAUCCAUAGCACAGCUCCCCUGGAGAUCCAUGGGAUUGCCUUCGUGUUCAGCAAAUUAAGCUCCCCAUCACAACUGCUUGUCACUUUUCUUACACCAUGUGUGAUAUGUGUUCCUCAUGCUUUGUCUCACUGCUGUUUGAGUUCAGUUGUCAGGCUCGCAGGUAGUGUAGUCGCGUCUCUCAUACUGAGAGAUUAGUAGACUAGGUUAUUGAAAAUGGUUCUGGGUUCACAUGUAUUUGAGUCUAAAAGGUGUGAAUUUAAACUUUUUUAAAAAGUACUAGCUGCCAAUGCAGUAAGAUAUAUUUUGUAAGACUAUGAUCCCUAUAUAUCCUUUACAGGAUAAAAUUUUAUUGUUUUUAAGCUAUGGUUUAAAGUUUUUAUAUGAGGGCUUCAGUCGCUUCUUGGUUGCUGGCUUUCCCCUCCAGCCCCAGGAUGAAAGAGCAUUGAGACUAUUGCCAGUCUCUCUCUGAGACAUACCAGGAAGCAUUUUAUAUGCAAAUAGAACGGGAGCUUUGUGCACCCUGCAGGGAUGGAGAAAAUGCAGAUGUAGGAGCACCUGUUGCUCCCGGAUCCAUUGCAACUUCCACACCAUCAGAAUAUGGAAAAUAGCUAAUUUUCAUUCAGAUGGAUUAAGUUCGAGUUUUGCGUACAAGGUGAAACCCGUCUUUUGAGGGUUCUCAUCUCCAGUUAUGGACAUAAUAAAUUCCAUAGCAUCUUGAUGACAGAUAGGAGUGUUCAAGGCCAGACUGUGCCUCAGCCGCAUUGGAGGUCCCUCGUAGGUGGAGUCGAUUCAAAGUAUUGGAGGAAAUGUACCAUAAAAAACAAAAUGUGAAUUUCUUUUAAUGCAACAGUACUGAACUGCUCUGGGUUUUUGUUAACUCAAUAUGUGCUAUCAUAGUAAUUCAGUGUCCCGCAGGUCUCAAAUCUGGUUGCACUAAUAACAAAGUCAAAUGGGUUUCUGGUGCUGCCAGCCUGUGUGGCAACUGUACCUACAGUCUUCCUGAGGGUUGCUGACGUCCCCAGAGGAGUGAUUUUGUUUAACCAUUCAUUUAGCUGGUGCAUGCUUUUGAUAUUCUGACUUAUAGCCCUGGCUACACAAACUUCUUGGACAGCUUCUUUGCCCUGUACCUGCAGUGCCUUCGCUCUGGGUGCUGCUCUGUGGUGAAACCCUGAAGAGGGAAAGAGUAAAGCUGGAGGAAAAAUGUGAAUUAAAUUAUUGUUGGGCUUCUUUGUGCAUUUUAGUAACAGUGAAACCCCCUUAACUGUGCCAGUCUCCAGUCACCAGCCGUAUAUCCAGUCGUCAUCUCAUCCACAGUACAGCUUCUCUUGUUGAUGCUGGCCACAGCUAGAUUACUUGGCAUGUUUAUUGACUUAACAGAAUUGGGUUUUGGUUUUGGUUUUGUUUUUUAAUGUAUACGAUGUUUAAAUACACUUCACAUUUUAUAUAAUACUAUCUGGCUAUUAGUAUUUUUCAGGAACCAUAGUUCUUGGUGGCUAUAUAUAUUUUUGUGACUUUUUUUGUAAACUAAGUGCCGUUUCAACGUUGCAAUCAUUUUUAGAGUUAUUGUAAUCAAUGUGAAUAUCAUGUUUUUUCAAAUCUGUUCUGAGCCUGUAGUGUUUGCUUUGUGAUCAUAUGUGUAAUGUAUAUAUUCUGUAUAGUUACAUUGUAUUGAAAUACUAGCUUGUUUGAUAUAAGAAAAGUAUGUAUUGGAUACCUUUUUGCUAGCCUGGUUGUUUAAUCUUUAAAAAAAAAAUGUUCUAAAAUGCAAAAAAAAUUAUCCAAACUGGUCCCAUUAUAGGUCAAAAUUAAGGGGGGAGAAAAAACUAGUUUUGAGUGUCUUUGGAUAGAAACAUGAAGCUAAGAUUUUUCAUUAAAAUAUUAAUGUUUUAUGGAGUAUAA